Molecule: messenger RNA, 1900 nt
Organism: Octopus bimaculoides (California two-spot octopus)
Lineage: Eukaryota; Metazoa; Mollusca; Cephalopoda; Octopoda; Octopodidae
Product: zinc finger protein 277
Source: RefSeq, a predicted model, not a curated record
CCUAUAACAAGCUCUUGAUUUUCCAAGUUCAGAUUUCAUUGAGGUUAACGUUUACCUUUCAUCCUUUCAAGAAUCGAUAAAAUGAAGUCACCCUCGAGUACUGGAUGCGAUUUAAUAAACUAACCCUCAUUCCCACAAAUUUCUGGUCUUAUCUCAAUCAAAUUGGUGAGCUACCAGUUCUUGAAACAUUGUCUUUAACCCUUCCUGAUAGUAAUACUCUUGAUGACACAGAUGACAAGCAAGACACAUUGUCAGUGGACAAUGAAGGCAGUCAGUCGCAGACAUCAGAGGAUCUUUGUUCCUGUAUUUUCUGUACUUACACUGUGGACAUUUCACAAGACAAGGACUCGUUACUUCGGCACUUGAUCAUCUCUCACAAACUUGUCAUUGCAGAUGUUAAAUUAAUUGCCAACUUAAAAAAAUAUAUUCUUUACUGGAAGAAACGAAUGAAAGGUCAUCCAAUCACAGACUUCUGCUCCACCAUUGUACUCAAUAGCAAGGAAUCAGAUGUUGGGAAACGAGAAGACUACUAUUUACUCUCUGAUGUCUUCCCUGAAGAUAAAUACCUGCGUCAGUAUUUACAAGAGAAAAGACUUGAAACUGCUUUAGAAGUGCAACAGAAAGAAAGAGCAGAUCAAACUUUCUCCAGAGAUUGUCUCUUCUGUAGAGAACAUUUCUUAGGCAAUAGAUCUGAACUAUUCAACCAUAUGGCAUUUGAUCACGGUUUCAAUGUUGGUCAACCAGACAAUCUUGUAUUCGUCUCAGAGUUUUUAGACAAAUUACAACAAAAGUUAGACAAUCUGCAGUGUCUCUAUUGUGAAAAGACAUUCCGUGAUCGCCCAACCCUGAAGGAACACAUGCGGAAGAAGCAGCACAAAAGGAUCAAAUCCAACAACACACUCUACGACAAAUAUUACAUCAUCAAUUACUUGGAAAUUGGUAAGAACUGGGAAAAUUUUGAAUCCAGCGAGGAAUUCUCUACAGACUUUGACUGUGAAGAAAACUGGGAUGGCUGGCAUGAUGAGAGUGGUUCCACUGCAGUCUGUUUGUUCUGUGAUUUCUCUUCAGCUGAUGCAGAUAUUUUACUUCAACAUAUGAAAGACAGCCAUGGUUUAGACUUGAAUUUGUUAAAGAAAGAACAUAAUUUAGAUUUUUAUCAACAAGUUAAAUUAAUCAACUACAUCCGACGACAGGUCCAUUUGCUCAAGUGCAUCAGUUGUGAUAAACAGUUUGAAAGUAAAGAUGCAUUAAUGCUACACAUACAUUCAAGUGGACACAGCCAACAAAUACCCAGGUCCAACAUGUGGAUGCAACCACAGUACUAUUUCCCAACAUAUGAAAAUGACAACCUGUUAUGUCAGUUAAUGGAUAAUACAAUUCCUGAAGCUAACAACAGUGGAAUGUCAGAAGACUGUGAUUUCAAACCAGAGAACUUCUUACCUGAAUGUAUAUUGAAGGAAAUCCUCUCAAUUGAUUGACAAAACAGCCCAACUCGAUCACACCAAACACAAUUAGAAAUAAUGAAACCAACAAAAAGGAAAAAUUUCUAAAAAUUUGAUUUUAUUUGUUACAAUCUGACUCAGCACCUCAUCUUUAUUUUGUCCGUCUUUCUGAUAUAGAAAAUACUGCUGCAGUUGUUAUCAAUCAACAACAGACGAUGACAUCAAGGCAGUGUUUAAAGGUAUCUAAGGCAGCAGAUGAAGUCCAUCAGCUUCAUUGUUUUAUAUUCUGCUACAUUAGCACUGAAUGCUGUCCAGGAGUGAGUGAAGGCUUUCAGUCAGCACAGAAUUGACUGAUUUCUUUUUUUACUUUAAAUUGAAAAGCUAACUUAUUGGCAAUUUUUGUUGCAAGAAAUAGUAAUUGAUCCCAACAAUAAAUUUGCACAUUUUGUUUGUUCGGC